AAGCAUACAACCGCGCGCCUACACGGCGUAUGAGCAAUUAAUUAAGUGCAGCGCCUGGAGUGAAUGCUGAACAACAAGCAUAACAACAACAACAGCAGCAAAAAGAUGGUGGACUUGAAUACUUGUCCGCCUACGCCGCCGGGUGGUGAACGCUCGAAAAUCAAAAGCUUUAUGGGCCGCACUCCCGGCAUUGGUAUAUUGAAGUCGAAAUUUCUAACGGUGCUGGGGAAUAGCAAUGAGCUGCUCAACGGUAUUUCGAAUAAGCUUACGCUUAGCAUUAGCUCCAGCGAAUCGGAGUAUUGCGAUGAUGACGAGGAGGUUCCUACAUUUGACGAGACCAUUGACUAUACGAAAAUAGAUUAUGAGUUUCGACGCAUUAAGGCGCGACGGGCACAUGAAGAGAUCAUAUCAGGAAGAUUUCGAUAUCCCAACUUGGCACCUAGACCUCGCUUGGAGGCUUCCCGCACCAGAGCACGUGACAAAAACAAGCGUUCCGAUUCGAGUUCCUCAACUUCCAGCUCUACAUCGUCUUCAUACUCACCGCCUAUCAAUCGUUCGCAUGUUAGCAGCACUACACGCUCGAAUUCUAUCGAGUCCCGUCAUUCGGGUGGUUAUGGGCGACCCGGACGCGCCAUACCCGGCGCAAGACGUAGUGAACUCGACAUACAAAGAGAUUUAUCACGCAUUACCGAUUUGUUGAGCGUAAAUGCCAGUGCACCGCAUAUCGAUGUGCAACCGCCUUCUGAUCGUGAAUGCGGCAAUUCCACUGAACAGCGCAACAAUCCCACGCAUCUGCAUAUGGAUAUACCAGCUAUGACACAAUCGGGCACCAGUAUGGCGGUGCCGCCACGCAGUCGCAACUCGAAUAGCAGCACUGUGACCAGUUUGCGUGACGAUCCCGAUGUACAAGCGAGUCCAAGCAUUGAAUCGACCGAUUGGCGUAAUUUUAUACGAUCGGAGUCUCAAAAUUCUGUACCGUCAUGGGCAUCAUCCAUCAGUUUAGACUGCCGCGUUGGCGAGGAACCGAUCAAGGAGUUUAUGAAACGUUUCAUAGAGGUGCUUUUCACGAAUGCCUCGGCGAUUGGUUUGGAAUUGAAGGCGGAGUUUGGCGCAUUGGCGCGUAUCGAUGCGGGACGACAGUGGUUUACACGUUUCUUGCUCGAGCAGAAAGCCAAAUCGAAGCGUGUAGAUGAGGUGACCUUCCAUUCGUUGGUACAGUAUUUCGCCAUCGUCUUAUUUGAGUGCGGUGAGAGUGAAGACUAUGCGCCGGCAGCGUUAAUCAUGAAUAUUUGCUUUAUGUUCUACAAUGAAAUUGAAGUUCCUGGCUGUGAACCGUAUCGCCAGUAUCUCUACAUUUUUAUGCGUCAGCAACCGAUAUGGUAUAGUCAACGUUUUUGGGGCGCGGCAUUCUUCGAAGCUGUGCAAAGUGAACGUGACCAUCGUUUGGCGAUGCGUAAGCGGCGCGCUGAAAGGAAGCAGCGCAACAAAGCGCAGUUCACAACAAAGAUAGCGGUUGAGUCGAAUAUGCAUGAGAAUUCUCCAGCUGAGGCAACGAAUGAGAACGCGUUGUUAACGGAUGCACCGGUUGAUGGGGAAAUCGCUUCCACGUCCAGUUCCUCACAUCAUGGUAAUAUUGUGGCCUUAAAGGUGCAGUCGACGAAGAAAUCCGCUUCACAGACCAGUGCCGAAGACACGUCCGCAGUUGGUGGUGCUGGUGCUUCGGCGGAGUCGACAGCUUUGGUGGGUGCGUCGAGCACUGCAGCAGCCGCUGAUAAGCAGCACGCACAUCUCGAUCCGCAUUCCAUCGAGAAUAUUGUGUUUCGACAACUGGGGGCCUUCACAUGUAAUAUGCACUCAUUGGGCCUACCUCAAGAUAUGUGCCUAGAAUUUUUGAAGAAACAAUCGGCAACGGCAAGCCAUACUUUAUCAAAGGAGAAAACCAAACUCAUCAAAGAUAACAUAUUGCGCAUGUACCAUGAAACCGAUUCAUGGGGCGCGAAAGAGUCCUGAGUGGUUUUUACCGCUAACCAAAAUAUGUAAACUCCAACUUUCCAGUAGUUAGUUAAAUUCUAUUAAAAUAAUAUUCAUUAUAUUUAUAACGGACAUAUUAGUAAAAGAAAGCGUUAAAAUUAAUAUAUACUGUGAACAUAAAACAUAAUUAAGUUAUAUGCACGCAUUAGGGGUGUCCUUAUUUGUAAAAAUUUCAUACUUGAACAUAAAAAAUUUCAUUUUCGAAAAUUUUUAUUCUAAUUGGUCUAAGGAAAAAUGCAAUAAUUAGGAAAUAUGUUCAUUAGGGGUGUCCCGAUGAUUAUAAAUUUCAUAUUUGAGCAUAAAUAAUUACAUUUUCUAAAAUUUUUAUUCUAAUUAGUCUAAGGAAAAAUGCAACAGUAAUGAUAUUUGUAUAUUAGAGGUGUCCUUAUUUGUUUCACACUUGAACAUAAAAAAUGGCAUUUUCGAAAAUUUGUAUUCUAAUUGGUCUAAGGAAAAAUGCAACAGUAAUGAUAUUUGUAUAUUAGGGGUGUCCUAAUUUGUAUAAAUUUCAUAUAUGAGCAUAAAU
Molecule: messenger RNA, 2557 nt
Organism: Bactrocera latifrons
Lineage: Eukaryota; Metazoa; Arthropoda; Insecta; Diptera; Tephritidae
Exons: 7
Coding region: 64-2010 (648 amino acids)
Source: RefSeq, a predicted model, not a curated record